AUUCAAUUUGACAAAACACAACAUACCCCUUGGACGCAGCCUAGUUCAUUACACUAACAUCCCACACAAAAUUUUCUUUUUCUCUUUGGUUUAGCAAUGAAGAGACAGAGAGAUAAUUGUCUGAUGCUACUUUGUUCUCCACAAGAAAGCAACAAAGCACAAGAGAAAAGUUUUGGGUCGGUGGAAUUUGAAUGCAAGACCUGCAACCGCAAGUUCUCGUCUUUUCAAGCACUGGGUGGCCACAGGGCUAGCCACAAGAGGCCGAAACUAGAGGGUGGUGAAGAACUCAAAGAAGAGGCAAAAUCUCUGAGCUUGUGGAACAAACCCAAAAUGCACGAGUGCUCUAUUUGUGGCCUCGGAUUCUCUCUGGGUCAGGCAUUGGGUGGCCACAUGAGAAAACACAGAGGUGCCAUCAAUGAAGGGUUUUCUUCUAUCAACCAAGUUAUUGCAAAAAUCCCAGUUUUGAAAAGAUCGAAUAGCACCAGGGUUAUGUGCUUGGACUUGAACUUGACACCUCUUGAGAAUGACUUGAUGUUUGGGAUGAAGUCACCCCCGGUUCCUCUUUCUUUGUUCUGAUCAACUUGACAUUUUUAUCUGUUUCAAGACCAUGUAUUCUUUCAAUUUUUUUGUAUAAAAAUCCAUUGGUUUUUCCCUUAUGAAUGAAUGAUAC
This is a messenger RNA of Abrus precatorius (Indian licorice), 670 nucleotides long. Its product is annotated as zinc finger protein ZAT11-like. The transcript has a single exon. The coding region runs from base 97 to 576 and encodes 159 amino acids. The record is from RefSeq and is a predicted model, not a curated record. NCBI's taxonomy places the organism in Eukaryota, Viridiplantae, Streptophyta, Magnoliopsida, Fabales, Fabaceae.